CCUAAUCAAUUGGUUUAGAUUUACAUAGAAUUAUUCAUGUGUGACUGAUGUAACAUUAUAUGACGAAAGUUAAUAGAACAAUUUAGUGUACAUGAUGUAGAUAACUGCACAAGUGCUGCCUCAACAUUACUCUCAGUUAUCAGCUGAUGUACACAGGCUCAGUUCUGAAUAGCAUUCUAUCUGACAUCCUACAUAUGAUAUUUUAGCAAUGGUUCAAGCCCUCUGAACUUAUUCCAGGCUGUCACUACUGGCAUUGCAAGUAACAGGAAAGCAUGCAUUUUACAUAUGUGGUGCUUUUUAAAUGAAUCGGGUAGUCGCUGCUCCUUUUAAGUCUUUCAUUCAAUAUCUAAACAGCACUCUGUUAAAUGCAUAUUUUUCAGGUACAUUAUAGUAGAAUAAUGUAAAGAGACUUCAAACAGCUGAAUUCUUUACCCCUCAGCAUUCCUCUUCCUUAAAUAGCCCAGAUUUAACUAUGCACAAAGUGAUCCAAUAUUAAAAAUGAAUGCAAUAGUUUGAGAAGGGAUUAUCUACAGACAACAAUUUCAUCCUUAUCUUCUUAGUAAAAGGGUUGGGCUGUAGUGAAAGAUUUUUGCCAUUGCAAUGUCCUGCCUUACCUGUUCUUGCGAUAACCUUCCUGUUCUGGCUGCAUUUGUAUUGGCUGUCAAGCCACUCCUUAGUGUCAACAGUGUGCUUUCAUCAGAGAAGGUCCUGCUCUCUCAGUGCUCCUCAAAGUGGGACACGUAGUAGCAGGAUAUGUGACUGCUUCGUGUAUGUGGUAGGAAUCAGGAUAUACGCAAAACUGUGGUCUGGCUGCCUCUCAUUCCCCCAUGCCUGUUUCUCCAGGCUAUGCCCGUCUGGACCAAAAUGAGCCCAUGAACUCUUUGCGCAUCUCAGUAGGAGGACUUCCAAUGCUGACCUCCAUGACCAACCCCACAGACCCCCGCUUCCGCAUCAAAUGGAGAGCCAUCAUCCUUGUAGUGACUAUAAUAACUCUUGUCCUCCUUAUCUACAUGCACUUGGCACCUAUUCGCUCACAGCCAAAUGGCAGAUAUGGUUGGAGGUUAAACCACCCAGAGGCUGUGGGUGAGGAUCAGUACAAUGACACUUACCCCCUUAGUCCUCCUGAGCGCACCUCCCAGGGCACACGUUACCGCAUUGGGGUCAUUGCUGACUUGGACACACACUCAAGCAUUGAGAAUAAGCUGACCUGGUUCAGCUACAUGCGGAAGGGCUACCUACUAGUGUCGGAAAGUGGAGACAAAGUGGCAGUAGAGUGGGACCCAGAAAGAGUGGUGCUGGAGAGCCAUCUAGCUGAGAAGGGGCGAGGCAUGGAGCUUUCAGAGUUGGUAGCUUUUAAUGGGAAGUUGUAUAGCGUGGAUGAUCGUACAGGUGUGGUAUACAACAUAGAUGGAAAUAAGGCAGUGCCUUGGGUUAUACUGCCAGAUGGUGAUGGCUCUGUCUCUAAAGGUUUUAAGGCAGAGUGGCUUGCUGUAAAGGACGACCACCUGUAUGUGGGUGGUCUUGGAAAAGAGUGGACCACCACUACAGGAGAAGUGGUCAACAACAAUCCUGAAUGGGUGAAAGUGGUGGGCUUCCGUGGAGAUGUGCAGCACCAGAACUGGGUUUCCAAGUACAACUCUCUCCGCAGUGCAGCUGGAAUCAGUCCCCCAGGCUAUCUCAUCCAUGAGUCGGCCGCCUGGAGUGAUACUCUGCAGCGCUGGUUUUUCCUGCCGCGUCGUGCUAGCACAGAGCGCUAUGAUGAAACGGAAGAUGAACGGCGUGCCACGAACCUGAUGCUCUGCUGCACUGCAGACUUCACAGAUAUUGUAGUAAGCCAAGUGGGACCCUUAAAUCCCACCCAUGGCUUCUCCUCUUUUAAGUUUAUCCCAAACACGGAUGACCAGAUCAUAGUUGCCCUGAAAUCUGAAGAAGAUGCUGGGAAGAUAGCAACCUACAUCUUGGCUUUCACUCUUGAUGGCCGUGUAUUGCUUCCUGAAACAAAGAUUGGUGAUGUGAAAUAUGAAGGACUUGAGUUCAUUUAGUGCCAAAAGAAUGAUCCAGAAAAAUCAGUUUAGAUGUUUCCUUUUUUACUUUUGUGUGAUAGGGCCUUUUUGGACAUUAAACAUGUGAGCUGAAGGUGUGACUUCAGUUUCACUCAUGUCUUGUAAAAAGUGGGGUUGGGGUUAUUUAUUUAGAGACAGAAUAAAAAGGCGCACUGUUCAACUCGUCAGUGAGCGUCUCCUCAGAGGAUGUGCCAAGAACUCUGGAAGUUUAUUGUUUUUAUAGUUAGAUGCUACUCACUGCUUUUGUGCUCUCAUGCUAGUAAAAUACUGAUUUGUGAAAUGAAUGUAAUUGAGUUGAAUUGAACACAAAAUGCAGUCAAAGUCUUGCACAUACAGAUACAUAUACUUCUAAAGAUGUUUGUACUGUACCAAAUAUGAUUGUGCUGAAUGUCGUUUUUUACAUGAAAGAAUCUAAACACUUAUCUAAUCUCCUGUU
Molecule: messenger RNA, 2499 nt
Organism: Pygocentrus nattereri (red-bellied piranha)
Lineage: Eukaryota; Metazoa; Chordata; Actinopteri; Characiformes; Serrasalmidae
Gene: cant1a
Product: calcium activated nucleotidase 1a
Exons: 4
Coding region: 828-2042 (404 amino acids)
Biological process (GO): proteoglycan biosynthetic process
Molecular function (GO): calcium ion binding; UDP phosphatase activity; GDP phosphatase activity
Source: RefSeq, a predicted model, not a curated record